CGAAAGAACAAGAAUUUCAUUAAAAAAAAAAUUUAUUUCAACUUUAUUCUUCUUUGAAAAGAUUGCAGACAAAAUGUGUGAUAAAAACUGUGAGAAUUUAAUAGAUUUGAGCUUAGAAGAUGAAAAGGGAAAUUCAGAGACUCAAAGACUUGUUAUUGUUGAGAAGGACGUAGUUGCUGAAGUCAAAGAUACCAAGAAUCCUUUUGAUGUGGUUUUCGCUUCACCACUAUCAUUUGAAGACGGCCGUCUUGGAAACGAUCCAUUUGAUGAUAUAUUAAGGCAAGCAGACGAACGAAAUGAUCCUUUUGAAAUGCUGGAAAGAGAAGCUCGUCUUAAAGCUAAGCAGUUAAUUAAACAUCCACCAGUUGAGGGUAAUUUAGUAUUUUUGGAUAAUAUGUAUAGUAAAGUUGAUCCUCCGAUUAAUUCGGAAAUAGAAAGUCCUUCAAUGGCCUUAAGUGAAAUAUUGUUUCCUGAGAAUGUUGCCUGCGGUUCAUCGAGUGUAGAUAGUGAUUCAGCAACCGGAAGUAGCGCAGAGACAUCAGAAAACACUAAAUUGAAGAAAACAUCAGAGUACCGAAAAAGAUUAUUGAAAUCAACUUUAUCAAAGGCCAUGUGCAAUUCUCCUGUUACUAAGAAAUUAUCUCUAGAUGAACAAGAAUUGUUAGGCACACCUACAUCUUUUAAUUUAUCAAAGUCUUCACAAUUUGGCGAACCAUUACUUUCCGCGGAAUCACCUUUAAAAUUAAUUGACGAUGAUAUCAUUUCUGACGAGCCAGGGAAACGCAUGAACGCUGAACAAUUGUUUGAAGCUGAUUUGGAAAUGCUGAAAAUACCCAUACUGGAUGAAUUGCCAUCUUUAGAGAAAGAAAAUGUGGAUAAGAUUGAUGAUCUUAUCGACACAGAUAUGGUCAAUGCUAAAGGAUUCAAUGGUUUGCCCGACUUGGAGGCGAUUAAAGAAAAACUGAAAAUUAAACGCGGAGAAAACGUGGCUUGUCAACAAAAUAUAAACUCUCUAAUUUUUGAUCUGAAAUCCUUAAUAAUAAACGAAGGCGUAACAGACGAGGACAAAAAACGAAAAGCUGCCGAUAUUCUAGAAACUUUAAGUUCAGCAUUAUCGCAUUCUCAUGAAACAGAAGAGCACAAAGACUCUACAGGAAUUGUUGAACCUAUAAUCUCACCCAUGCAACGACAAGGAACCUUUGACAUAGAACUACAAAAAAACAGUGAGAAAGAUGAGCAACCAUUAAUUAACGAAAUGCAUGACUCUAUGGUUAGUUGUUCAGCUACAUAUAACGAAGAAACAAAAGAGGGGCGAGCUGCCUUAAAAUUGCCAGAAAUUGCGCCACUCUCUCCACCACCUUUGCCUAAAGCUGCAUCUACAUCAACUCAGUUAUCUAAACAAAAUGAUAUAAACGUUAACGACGUCGUAGAACAAAUUAGCAAACUUUUGGAACAAAGCAACAACGAAGCAAACUUACAAAAUAAUCACAAUCCCACUUUUAUAUUGGUCAUGAAUACACCUCGUGCCCAAAAAGUUGAUUCAGCUUCGUCAGAGGGCGCCUCCUUUCGCGAUCUUUCACCCGAUUGUGUUGUAAAUAGCAAUGGUCCUCGCAGAAGAGCUCAAUCAUUAUCUUUAAGUGAUCAGGUAAAAAUUGUAAAAUUACCUUUAAAAUCGCGUACACCAGAUUCUAAGCAAUCGGGAGAGCUAGCACCUGUUAAUACAACACCUCCUAUAAAAGAUGAAGAGCUUAAGGGUGUUAAAACGCCUGCCCGGAUAAUGAGACGUAACUCGUUUUCGAGUAAUACUUCUCGUACAACUGAUACAGCUUUUUUAAGACCUAUACCUAGAUCUGAUGGCAAAUCUAAUAAUUAUGUACGCAGAACUCAACCCCUCGAAACUCAUCCGGAAAGCAUACAACAGCAACAACAACCUAUUGUCAAACCAAUUCUAAUAUCGAAGCAUUCAAUGCCCAAAUUUAAACCAGUAUUACGAAAAAGAUCGAAAUCAAACGCAGAAUCCAUAAUGAAAUCUUCAGCACCUCUCAAGGCCACUUUACCGGUAAAAAAAAUAGCACCGUUGACAAAACCUAAUAUAAUAAUAACGCCCGAUCAAUCAAUAAAAUCGCAAAUGAGUCAGUCCUCGUUGCGUGCAAACGGCAGCGUGCAUCUAACACCAAAACCAAUGGGAGCUUCCGUGAGCAGUAUCGGACAUCCGAAGGCUUCGUCAACACCGACUGUCUUGGUAUCACCAAUAAAACGUAAUGCCAGUGCCACUAAAGUCCGAAAUACCCGUCUAUCAAUUAUACCUAAUUCUAAAAGUUCAACUUUAUCAAUAAAUUCUGAUAUGACUGCCUUAAGAAGACGUACUAUAUCUGAGUUUAAAGCAAAAUCUCCUCAUAAACCUAAAGUAAGCGGCGCUUCAUCCUCAUCUUCUCGACCUUCGAUGGGGGCUCCACGUUUACCUAUAGUCAAGCCGAUUAAUAAAACAACAUCUACCGGAACAAUUUCUAAAACGACUAAUCGUGCUGGUUCGAGAGCAUCUGUGUCUGGUGCUUUGUCUCGUAAUAAAGAGAACAAGCGUCCUUAAAUAUACAUAUAUAUAAAUAUAAAAAAUUAUUAUUAU
Molecule: messenger RNA, 2623 nt
Organism: Glossina fuscipes
Lineage: Eukaryota; Metazoa; Arthropoda; Insecta; Diptera; Glossinidae
Exons: 3
Coding region: 74-2587 (837 amino acids)
Source: RefSeq, a predicted model, not a curated record